This is a messenger RNA of Xenopus laevis (African clawed frog), 632 nucleotides long. RefSeq names its product microsomal glutathione S-transferase 2 S homeolog (gene mgst2.S). The record is from RefSeq and is a predicted model, not a curated record. Gene Ontology annotation, cellular component: nuclear envelope; endoplasmic reticulum membrane; membrane. NCBI's taxonomy places the organism in Eukaryota, Metazoa, Chordata, Amphibia, Anura, Pipidae. The coding region runs from base 32 to 475 and encodes 147 amino acids. Gene Ontology annotation, molecular function: glutathione transferase activity; glutathione peroxidase activity; enzyme activator activity. The transcript has 5 exons. Gene Ontology annotation, biological process: leukotriene metabolic process; leukotriene biosynthetic process; cellular oxidant detoxification.
UUGUCACACACACACACCGGAUCUCUAAAACAUGGCUGAGGAUAUAGUGCUCCUUGCUGCUGUUUCCAUUCUUUCUGCUUGUCAGCUGGCCUUCUAUGCAGCGCUUGUGGGCAAGUCAAGGAUGAAGCAUAAAGUAAUUCCCCCUGCGGUGACUGGCGCACCUGAAUUUGAGAGAACCUUGCGUGCCCAACAAAACUAUGUGGAGUUCAUGCCAAUAUUCUUGGUACUGCUGUGGACUGCCGGCUUUUACUUUCAUCAAGAAACAGCAGCAGUUUUUGGACUGCUAUACAUAAUAGCACGGCACAUCUACUUCAGAGGUUAUACUGGUUCUGUACAAGGCAGGGUUCCUGGAUUUUUGAUGUGUUUGGCAAUACUGUUUUUGCUGCUUCUUGUGGCAGUUGUUGGCAUUGCAGGCAGUUUUUUGAAGCAAUAUCUGGACCUGAACAUUUUUAAGAAAAUGCACAAGAUGAUAUAAUAAUUGGGAAGGUAUUGUAAAUGUUGGAAAGCAUUUGCACUGUGAAUAUCAUAUCAGUGUAUGCAUAUAAAUUCAUUUCAUAAUAACAUAUCCAAUUAUUGGCGAUCUGAGUUAAACAAGAUUUUACAACUGAUGUACAAUGUUAAAACACAAUCAU